UAUCUCAAAAAGCCCAAACUAGACAGGUCCGCCGUUCGGUCAGCACUCCUUUUCCCUGACCAUUGUGUGAGUGUGAGGUGGAUUGCACAUGAUUGAGACUAGAGGAUGUUGAGACAGCGAUUUAAGAUCCAAUGGCAUUUCAGAUGAAGAUUUUUGUUCUCUUUUCUUCACGAAGAUCAACAAGGUCGAAUUUGUUCUGCGGUGGCGGGACCCGGUAAGGCGAUCCUCUCACCGAACCGUUACCCUUCGUAUCAUGUGAUCCUUGCACGAGAAAAUAUGGAAAAUGCAACCGUUGGUGUAUUGGAGAUGUUCCACUGUUCAUGGUGUCUGCUGAAGUUCUGGUCAAGGCUUUCAUUUGGAGGCGGUUGAGUCAAAUUUCAUCACUAGACUCGAAAGAGCAAAUACCCAUUUUGAAUCUCUGUUAUGAAUCGCGAUGCUAAUCCUGUUCGUAAAGGAAGCAAGAGAAAACUCUUCUUUGGAGGCUCUGAUUCUGUUAUUUCUCCUCAUUUUGUCAAUAGUUUGAAUCUUUGAUUGAAGAAAGAGAACAAGAUUGAUCCUUCUCAUAAUUAUAUUUCAGUUCCAAAUCAAUCUGAUUUCUGUCUCAGAGUUUUGAAUAUGGCUGUUCGGAAACUUUGUUAUGUCAUUGUUAUUGAUGAUGAUAAUGGUGAAGAAACUGAAAAGCAACACAGGCUAGCGCCAGGAUCAUGCAAUGAUUCUGAUACAUCAUUUUGGUACACAAAGUCGACUCUGCAGAGUGUUUUGCAAUUAGUUGGAUGCAAAGUGCAUCAUGCUUUCAAGAUCAGUAGACGAGUUUUUGAUAUCUUGGAGAAUGAAAACCUAAAACGAGCAGUUGACUUUGAAGUGAGGGGAACUUUUGUUUCUGAUGGGAUAACGGAACUCUCUUACAUCAGAAAAGAAGGUCAUGACGAUUUUAAAACUUCAAAAGGUCAACUGCAUGUGGACAUGAAAAAUGAUCAUUCUGCAAAAGACAGAGAUAAGCCAUAUGAUCUUUAUAAGAAACGGGUAUCUGCGACAGUGAAGAGAGGGAGGUUCUUGGAUGUCAUAUGCAGUACUCUUGAAAAAUAUCGUUAUGUGGGACCAAGUCAGUGUGCUGAUAUUGGACUUGCAUGCAGACUUCGUGAAAAGAAGGAAUCUGUUACCAUUUUGCUUUGUGGUACCAGUGGAUGUGGCAAGUCAACUCUCUCUUCUUUACUGGCAAGCAGACUAGGCAUUACAACUGUUGUUUCUACUGAUUCUAUUCGCCAUAUGAUGAGGAGCUUUAUUAAUGAAAAGGAAAACCCACUAUUGUGGGCAUCUACAUAUCAUGCUGGGGAGUUUCUAGAUCCAGCUGCUGUAGCUGAAGCAAAGAGAAAAAAGGACAGAAAAUUAUCCACCAUGACUUGGAGUGGUCAGGUUGGUUUGGAGAAAUUGGAAACAAUGCCAAAACCUCUAUGUGAUACACCUGAAGGCAACUUCUUGGAAGCAGGUCCAUCCAAGAGAGAAUGUACGAAAUUAAGUGACUGUUACAAAACAGACGGUGUUUCCAAUCUUCCAACUGAACAAGUUGCCGCCAAAGUUCUAGCAAUUGAAGGUUAUAAAGCACAGAGUGAAAUGGUUAUUGACAGUCUUGAUAGGCUAAUCACAGUCUGGGAGGAAAACAAAGAAUCAGUAGUGGUGGAGGGUGUCCAUUUGAGUCUCAAUUUUGUGAUAGGUCUUAUGAAGAAGCAUCCUUCCAUAAUUCCAUUUUUGAUAUACAUAUCAGAUGAGGAAAAACACUUGGAACGGUUUGCUGUCCGAGCCAAAUACAUGACCCUGGAUCCUUCUAAAAAUAAGUAUGCAAAGUACAUCAAGAAUAUACGUACUAUACAAGACUACUUAUGCAGAAGGGCAGACAAGUACCUUGUACCCAAGGUGAACAACACCAAUGUUGACCAAAGUGUGGCAGCUAUACAUUCAACUAUAUUUAGUUGUUUGAGAAGGAGGCAGAUGGGGGUUUCCUUAUAUGAUAUGGUUACUAACACUGUUAAAGUAAUAAAUGAAGAAUACUCUAAGCAUUAUGAUGCAAAUUCUGUCAGUUCAAAAGGCAUGUUCAGGAUGAUCCAAAGGCAAGGAUCUUUACAUCAUUACAUGGCUAUAGUCAACUCAGAUGGCUCAGUUUCCAAAGCAUGGCCAUUUAUGCAUGAAGAUAGAACAAAGAAGCCCUCUUCAUCUAGUGCUAGUACCAGUGUAGUUGGGAGUCCUAUCUAUGGAUCAAUUCAGUUUCGUGAAGCUGAGCCUGUUAAUAUACAGUUUGGUAAUUUUGGGAUAGGUUCUUGGCCAAAUGACACAGAAGGUACAAGCUACACGAGCAGUGUAAAUGAUUUCAGACUUGAUGGAGAUGAAGAAGUGGUUGAACUUUCUUCUUCCUCCAGUUCACAACUGCAUCAUGAAGGGCACUUGAAGGAGCUCACGGAACAAGUGGUGGCGUCAGAAAGUGAGGAGGAGCCACUUCAAGAUGAUGAUGAUAAUGGUGAUGAUGAUGAUGAUGAUGAUUCUAGAGAUGCAAUUUUUGAGCUUGGACAUGAGUUGGAAGGUUCGGUGGUUGAAUCAUCCACAAGAUCGGAUGAUGAGUAUGAUAUUGACCUAAAGGAUGGAAUGUUAUAUGAAGAUGCUGCAAGUUUGGAAGCUUUGAGCCAUCCCACCAGUCCCUUUGAUGGUCCCCGUAAGCAUCACAAGCUAUGGAAAUGCUACUCCAUGAAACUCUCAGGAAAAUUUGUUUGUGAAGGCAAGCCUUUUAGCCGUGUUAAUAGCCUCCCUCUUCAAAGAAAUCACUCUAACAACCCUAAACGUGUGAACAUUCCAAUGCCUCCUACAGAUGCAUGAAGAGGAUAAGUACAGUUGUAAAAAGAGAAAUGUUUGUUUCAUUGUUUGAGCUUAUUAAUGCUUUAAUCUUACUUGGUUCGCCAUUUAUUCAUCUGUACCUGAACUGGUCGUUUCUUCUGCCUAUGAAGAACUUCAGUGUUCCCUUUUCAUUUUAGAAUUACAUGUUUUUUCCUCCUUUUUAGAUCUACAUUAACCGAAGUGGUGGAAUUUCUACCUACAGUAAUUUUUUUUUGAAUUCA
Nelumbo nucifera (sacred lotus) is the source of this 3101-nucleotide messenger RNA. The record is from RefSeq and is a predicted model, not a curated record. NCBI's taxonomy places the organism in Eukaryota, Viridiplantae, Streptophyta, Magnoliopsida, Proteales, Nelumbonaceae.